AUGGCGAUCAAAUCGCAGGAGUGGAUGACACGGAACAAGGUCUUAGAGGAAGCCUUUGAUCAGGACUAUGAACCUGAAGAAGAAGAUGAACGUGAUUUUAACUUACGUGGACAAUUUGAUGAUAUCGAUGACUCUGAAAGAAAUGAGCUCUUGGCAGAUGCAGACAAUGAUGUUGAUGAUAUGCCGGAACUCACUGUCAGAUUCCAAGGGGAUGAUGACUAUGAAUCAGAUGACGACGAUUCGGGUGAUGAAGGCAAUGAAGAGGAAGAACCUAUUGUGGCCAAUUUGGAUCACCAUCAAGAAAAUGUCGAUAGAGGAACCGAUGAUAUUGGGAGCCUCGUUACUGAUCUGGAGGAUCUACAAGAACCGCCAGAAGAAGAGAUUGUAUUUGAGCCUG
Cylindrotheca closterium is the source of this 397-nucleotide messenger RNA. NCBI's taxonomy places the organism in Eukaryota, Bacillariophyta, Bacillariophyceae, Bacillariales, Bacillariaceae. The record is from the annotation of a GenBank genome assembly.